Messenger RNA from Cladocopium goreaui, 1840 nucleotides. Lineage: Eukaryota; Dinophyceae; Suessiales; Symbiodiniaceae. The record is from the annotation of a GenBank genome assembly.
GGUGACAGUUUUGCCAAGCAAACCAGUCACCUGUCAGUCAUCUUAAUGAUAUGACAAGAUGAAACCGGCCGGUAGUCGACCCGCCGGCAGACGGAACACCGUGCAAUAUCUUCAAACUGGAGGUGUCACAGACCCGUCCGAACCUGUGGAGGAUGAGAGAGAUUUUGUCAGUCCACACAUCGAACUGCUGCCCUUUGUCAGGUUGCAUGCGUCUCAUCCGGAGUCGAAAGGUACUCCCGGAGCCUUAGUCGAAGCUCAGAUGCUGGAAAUCAUGGAGCUUAGUGGGCGACCCGAGAGCAAUAAGAAGUUCCGCCUGGCCGUGCGGGGCCACAGCCUGCUGGUCUUGGACGACUCGGGCAGCCGCAUCGCGCUGACGGAAGCGGAGCUGCUGGGUCUGGAAAUCAUCGCCAAAGCGGGGAGCGAGGGGAUCCCACCCAUGAUUGGCUUAAAGGUGGUACAGCCACAGGACCCUCCGGCGGUGAAACCUCCCGAAAAAGCUCCGCCUGCGAGCUCUCCGGCCUCUGAACUCCACAAGGCUCGGAAGGUGGUGCCGCCUCCGGACAUGGCCUGGCUCAUGGUGGCGGAAGGUGGCGAGGAGUGUCUUCAUCGAGCAGCUUUGACCCUGGCGGGUGCCGGAGCAUUGCGAAGCGAUUUUGAAGCUGCCUACCACAUGGAGGAUGGUGUGGUAGGUGCUGGCGCUUUUGGCAGUGUCCAUCGGGCAAGAGCCAAAAAUUCCAAGGGUGAGAAGGAGAGAAGUGGAGAGCCAUUGGUGGUGAAGUGCGUCGAUCCAGAAGGUUUCCACGACCCUUCCAAGGGCCCUGUGAGAGAAGCGAUUCCAAAGCUUUUGCGAUCGGAGAUGGCCUUCAUGCUGACAGCCAAAGGGCAUCCUCACAUUUUGGCGCUGCACGCAGUUUUCCGUCUGCCAACACAUCAGUGGGUCCUAGUGAUGGAUUUUUGUGCCGGUGGUGAUGCCUUUGCUCACAUUGCGAAGACUGGAGUGCAGACAGAGGCCAGCUGUAAAAUCCUGAUCGAUGGCUUGCUCAGUGCCUUGAGUCAUUUGGCGGGCUUGCGAAUCCUGCACCGCGACGUGAAACCCGAGAACCUGCUGCUGCAAACAGGUGGCCGUCCUGUUCUCUGCGACUUUGGCCUAGCUUGCCAUGAAACUGAUGUAGAGGAGACCAAACGGCGUGUGGGUUCUCCAGGAUACAUUGCCCCGGAGGUCUUGCAAUCAUCAGCCUGUAGCCACAAGGCGGAUGUUUUCGCAGCAGGAGGGACCUUGCACUUUGCGAUGACCGGCAGCGCCCCUUUUAUUGGGAAAGAUAUGGCGACAACGCUUCAUAAGACGAUGCAUGAGGAGGUCUACUAUGAGGGAGUUGACUCCGUUGGUGACCAGUGCAAGAAGUUCGCGCUUCUUCUCUUGUCCAAGACACCCGAGGAGCGUCCGUCUGCCCAACAGGCGUUACGGCACGGAUGGUUCGGGCGACGCGUGGAGGACGCGCACGUGAAGUCUGUGCCUUUGCCUGCCGGCCGUGCAGUCUCGAGUUCAGGAAAGCGCAAGGCUUCCACCGUGAAAAUGGAUAAAAGCGUCCUGGACGGCCCGGCCAUGGGGAAGACCAUGUCGCAAAAAUCGGAUGGCGCUCCACCAAAAUCUGCGACCAGCUUCAGAAAGGGGAGAGUGAUCCCCCGUAGUGCCGAUGACCGCAUGAGGUAGCAGGAUGACCAGCUGAGAUGGGUGUGGUGAGGUGUGUCCAGGUACGAUGGAAGUUUGGAUUUUCCAGCUCGCUUUGUCUCGGCCGAGCGAAAAGUGGUCUGCAAAAAGACUCAGCACGGUGAUUGCCGA